UUGCAAGUUUCUCAACGUCAAUAUUUUCCGAUUUUCGCUAAAUUUUCAAAGAAAUUAAUAUUAAUUUCGCUUUCAUUUUAAACUAUGUUUAAUUGCUAAGUAUAAUCGCACAUUUCUUAGUUGGCAGCUCGAAUAUUAUUCGUUUAAGUGUUUGUAUGUGAAUAAGCUGUUAUUAUGUCUGAGAAGCUGACUCUGGGCCAGCGGGUGAUCGUAAUUGGCAAAGAUGUGAAGGGAUCGGUGGCUUACGUGGGGUAUCCUACGUUUGCUACAGGAAAGUGGAUCGGGGUGAUCCUGGACGAGCCGAAAGGGAAGAACAACGGGACCGUCCGUGGACACGCGUAUUUCAGAUGUGAAGAAAACUAUGGAGUGUUCGUACGUCAGACACAAAUCCAGAUGUUGGACGCGGAGGACAAUCCGAUGGAGACCUCCAUGACAACGUCCAUCGAGGAAUCAAAGUCUACGACUUCUAACCGUAGGCUUAGCAGGGUCCGUCGCAAGGCGUCGCCCGCGCAGACGAAAGCUGGCACUCUGUCGAUGUCAAGUUCACGCACGUCCCUGGCUAGCAGUCGCCAGUCGCUCACCAGUUACGCGUCGCCGACUACUGAACGCGCUGUGUCGCCGGACUUGGCUGCGAAGCGGGCUUCGUUUGUUGAGACUGGCUUCGUGGAGACCCUGACUCCUCAGUACACUCCAGGCCAGAGCAUCACAUCGCCGCAGCCGCAGCCGACCGCUGAAGAAAAGUUGGCGAAUCUGCAAGCCCAACAGGAGAUAACCAACCUAAAGUCCGAGGUAGAAGACUUGAAAGAGAAGCUAGAGACGCUCAAAGUCCGUCGCGCGGAAGACCGCGAGAAACUACGCGAGUUAGAGCGAGUGAGGCUACAGUUGGAGCAGGCCAAUGAGUUCAAGACGAGGAUCAUGGAGUCGCAGGCGCAGUUGCAGCGAGAUUUGCAGAGAGCUAAGCAAGAGGUCCGCGAAGCGCAGGAAGCGUUAGAAGCACACAACGAAGAGACAGCGGAGUUACAAGAAGCGACAGAGAUGGCAGCACUGGACAAGGAGAUGGCCGAAGAGAGAGCGGAAGCGCUGCAGAUCGAAUUAGAGCAGUGCAGAGAGAAGCUGGAAGAAGCUACGCUUGAUUUACAGCUGAUGAAGGCAGAGAUGGAGGCUGGAGGGAACAUACAGCACCCGUACGCAGCGGGCGACGCCGCCGCCACUGGAUACGAGAUGAGGCAGCUUCAGCAGCAGAAUGCAAGACUCAGAGACACCCUGGUCAGGCUGAGAGAUCUGUCAGCCCAUGACAAGCACCAUAUGCACAAGGUUAUGAAGGACGUGGAACAAUACAAAUCGGAGAUCGCUGAACUGAGCAGGACUAAAGAAAAGCUCUCCAGCAGAGUGGAAGAGCUGGAGGCCAUCGUGGCAGACUUGAGGGAACAGGUGGACGCUGCUUUGGGUGCUGAGGAAAUGGUCGAACAGCUGGCUGAGAAGAAAAUGGGUUUGGAAGACCAGGUGGAACAACUGAAGCAAGACGUGUCCGAGCUGGAAGCAUUGCAAGAGGUCCACGAACAACUGGUGGAGUCUAAUAGGGAACUGGAGAUGGACUUGCGUGAAGAGUUGGAGAUGGCACACGCUGCUACCAGAGAGGCGGUGCGAGAAAGAGAGGCGGCGCUAGAGACGAUCAUGGACCGCGACGCCACGAUCCUGAAGUUCAGAGAGCUGGUGCAGAAGAUGACUGAGCAGUACAACGAGAUCAGAACGCAGCUGGAGUCUAAGCAAGGAUCCCCAGCCCCGAGCGAACAGGAGUCCACCCCCGAACCAACAGCCCGAAGCUCCCCGCCAGUCGAACUAGGCUCGCUAGUGCACCUGUCGCGCGCCUCCACGCGCUCCAUAGACCUGCAGUUGCGCGCGCUCGAGCUGGCCCAGGCCCGGGCCAGGGCGGACAUGCUCGCCGCCUGUCUGCCCGACCACUUCAUGGCGUGCGCUGGUGAGACUACUUCCAGUAAGCUAGUGGCAGGUGUCUGCUCCCCGCCAGUGGAGCUGGGCUCGCUAGUGCACCUGUCGCGCGCCUCCACGCGCUCCAUAGACCUGCAGUUGCGCGCGCUCGAGCUGGCCCAGGCCCGGGCCAGGGCGGACAUGCUCGCCGCCUGUCUGCCCGACCACUUCAUGGCGUGCGCUGCGCAGCUUCACAUCUUGCGUCACUGCAGCAAGCUAGUGGCAGGUGUCUGCUCCCCGCCAGUGGAGCCGGGCUCGCUAGUGCACCUGUCGCGCGCCUCCACGCGCUCCAUAGACCUGCAGUUGCGCGCGCUCGAGCUGGCCCAGGCCCGGGCCAGGGCGGACAUGCUCGCCGCCUGUCUGCCCGACCACUUCAUGGCGUGCGCUGCUGUCUCAAGAGUCUCCCAGCUGUCUCAGUCACUAGCGGACCUUCACAGCUUGUGUCACUAUAGCAAGCUAGUGCCAGGUGUCUGCUCCCCGCCAGUGGAGCUGGGCUCGCUAGUGCACCUGUCGCGCGCCUCCACGCGCUCCAUAGACCUGCAGUUGCGCGCGCUCGAGCUGGCCCAGGCCCGGGCCAGGGCGGACAUGCUCGCCGCCUGUCUGCCCGACCACUUCAUGGCGUGCGCUGCUGUCUCAAGAGUCUCCCAGCUGUCUCAGUCACUAGCGGACCUUCACAGCUUGUGUCACUAUAGCAAGCUAGUGCCAGGUGUCUGCUCCCCGCCAGUGGAGCUGGGCUCGCUAGUGCACCUGUCGCGCGCCUCCACGCGCUCCAUAGACCUGCAGUUGCGCGCGCUCGAGCUGGCCCAGGCCCGGGCCAGGGCGGACAUGCUCGCCGCCUGUCUGCCCGACCACUUCAUGGCGUGCGCUGCUGUCUCAAGAGUCUCCCAGCUGUCUCAGUCGCUAGCGCAGCCUCACAGCUUGUGUCACUACAGCAAGCUAGUGCCAGGUGUCUGCUCCCCGCCAGUGGAGCUGGGCUCGCUAGUGCACCUGUCGCGCGCCUCCACGCGCUCCAUAGACCUGCAGUUGCGCGCGCUCGAGCUGGCCCAGGCCCGGGCCAGGGCGGACAUGCUCGCCGCCUGUCUGCCCGACCACUUCAUGGCGUGCGCUGUGGAGCCGGGCUCGCUAGUGCACCUGUCGCGCGCCUCCACGCGCUCCAUAGACCUGCAGUUGCGCGCGCUCGAGCUGGCCCAGGCCCGGGCCAGGGCGGACAUGCUCGCCGCCUGUCUGCCCGACCACUUCAUGGCGUGCGCUGGCGCCUUCCAGCUGUCUCAGGUGCCUUCCAGCUGUCUCAGGCGCCUUCCAGCUGUCUCAGGCGCCUUCCAGCUGUCUCAGACGCCUCCGGCUGUCUCAGGCGCCUUCCAGCUGUCUCAGGCGCCUCCGGCUGUCUCAGGCGCCUUCCAGCUGUCUCAGGCGCCUCCGGCUGUCUCAGGCGCCUCCGGCUGUCUCAGGCGCCUUCCAGCUGUCUCAGGCGCCUCCGGCUGUCUCAGGCGCCUCCGGCUGUCUCAGGCGCCUCCGGCUGUCUCAGGCGCCUUCCAGCUGUCUCAGGCGCCUCCGGCUGUCUCAGGUGCCUUCCAGCUGUCUCAGGCGCCUCCGGCUGUCCCAGGCGCCUUCCAGCUGUCUCAGGCGCCUCCGGCUGUCUCAGGCGCCUUCCAGCUGUCUCAGGCGCCUCCGGCUGUCUCAGGUGCCUUCCAGCUGUCUCAGGCGCCUCCGGCUGUCCCAGGCGCCUUCCAGCUGUCUCAGGCGCCUCCGGCUGUCUCAGGCGCCUUCCAGCUGUCUCAGGCGCCUCCGGCUGUCUCAGGUGCCUUCCAGCUGUCUCAGGCGCCUCCGGCUGUCCCAGGCGCCUUCCAGCUGUCUCAGGCGCCUCCGGCUGUCUCAGGCGCCUUCCAGCUGCCUCAAGCGAUUUCCAGCAGUCUCAAGCGCUUCCCAGCAGUCUCAAGCGCUUCCCAGCAGUCUCAGAUGCUUUAUAGGAGACCCAGAUUCCUUCCAGGUGUCCCAGCACAUUCUAGACACUUCUCAGCAGUCUCAGUCGCUCUCCAGCUCAAGCUAGUGCCAGGUCCCUGCUCCCCGCCAGUGGAGCUGGGCUCGCUAGUGCACCUGUCGCGCGCCUCCACGCGCUCCAUAGACCUGCAGUUGCGCGCGCUCGAGCUGGCCCAGGCCCGGGCCAGGGCGGACAUGCUCGCCGCCUGUCUGCCCGACCACUUCAUGGCGUGCGCUGGUGACCACGACGCCAUAUUGCUGAUCCUACUCCUGCAGCGAUUGAACACGAAGGCUGAAAUCAUACUGGGGCAGAUAAGAGAAAGGUUCCCAGCUGUGAACGUGUGGGACAGAGAAGCGGUGACAAAGACGCACACAGCUGUGCAGUACAGUUUCCGGUGUCAAUUGGAGUAUCAGCUGUACAUGAUACAGUGCAUGGUCUGUAUGUGGACCGAAGCCCUAGACUCGUGCACGCCGGAACAGCUGCUGCGAGCGGCCAGCGCGCUACCAGACGCGGCGCAGCAGGAGAAGGCUUUGGACGCCGCCUGCCAGCUGCUCAAAUCUAACGAACUUGACGAAAACUGCUCGCUGGACGGUGUGGAGCGCUGCUGGGGCUACCUCUCAGCCAUGUGGUCAGCGCUCAACCUGUCUCCGCUAGAGGGAGCCGUUGUGUCUCGCGCGGCCGUCGCCCACGCCAGCUCCGCGCUAGACGCGUUAGCUAGGGCGCUGCAUGCUGACGCUACUGCGCUUACGCACGUUACUCAGCAAUCCGACCGCCAGUUAGAGCUGGGUCAGCUACACGAAGCCAUCAGCACAGCCAGCGCCACGCUGCAGCAGCAGCUGAAGAGCGUCCGCCGCCGCCUGCCUCCUGGUCCCAAGCUGCGCGCCGUACCGUUAGACCCUCAGUUGGUGGAACGCCUCCGCGGCGAAUGCGCCAGCACCCUCUGGCGUUGCGUGCGCUGCGUCUGGCUCGCGGCCCGCGCGGCCUGCGCCUGCGCCGCCACCGCCGGCGAGCGCGGCGACCCCGCCCCCUUGCCUCACGCGACGUUGGCUCAGCUGUGGGCUGCUGCUGUUGACAAGCUGUAUCAGCAGGACGACCACGGCCCAGUGCGUACCAUAAAGCACGCGCUGUCAUCCGUGUCUGUUGACGUCACCAAGCUGGCCACCUUCGUUCAGGACAAAGAGUACGAUAUGAUGUCGCUCACCAACGCCGCUAUUGAGAAGCCGAUCCCGCCAGUGGUUCUGCGAGCGCAGCUGGUCAAGAAACAGCUGGACGAGACCAAGACGCUGACAAUCAAGCUGGAGAACAAGGAAGCUGAUAUCAAGGAGCUGAGGAAGGCUCUCAAGGCUAAGCAGGAAGAGCUAUCCGAGAUGCAGAUCCGGCGGGAACUAGGCGAGCGGAAGCUAACAGCUGCCGCGCGUGACGCGGAACUCCGUGCGGAACAGUUGCAGCGCAGACUGGAAGACGCUCAGAACCAGCUUAAGAGGAAAGAGAAAGAGUUCGAAGAAACAAUGGACCAUCUGCAACAAGACAUAGACUCUUUGGAGAGCGAACGUGGCGCCCUCCGCGACAAACUGAAACUCUACGCCAAGAGGGGCGGCUCGCAUCACGAUUUGGCGCUAUUGACGGUGGCGCCGCCUGUCGUCCGAGACUACGCACCGGUGCCGACGCCCGUAGCGACGCCAAAAGAAAUAAUACAGGAAACGCCAAUAAAGGUGGUGGCUGGUGCCGCGGCUGGAGAAGUCAAUGAGGCUCUGCAGCACCAGUUGAAGGUUCUCAGCUGGACAGUGGAGCGCGAGCGCGCCGCCCGCGUGGCAGCCUGCAGGAAGGCCGAGAGAGCCACCAUCCGAAGCCUGCGGCCGCUGGAGCACCCGACCGCCAAGCCGGCCCUGGCCAGGAGGCAGGCGGCCGCGCAGCUCGAGAGGGAGCUGGCCAAGUUGCAGACGGAGUGGACUCUCUUCGUGGCGCGGUCUGGCCUAGUCAAGUUCCCGGAGGAGCCUGGGAAAUACGCUCGCGCGUUACAACAGCACAAGGACAAGCAGAAGGAGAUCAGGAAGCAGCUAGAGGACCGCCUCGUGGCGUUGCAAGCGGAGGUGCGCAGCCAGAUGCUCCUGCACCGGCCCUGGCGUUGCGUGGAGGCGGACUUCGCCGAAUUCCCUGCGAGAGAACUAGCGGCGGCUCUCACCGGCAAGUCGGUGGACGUCGGCACCAUACAUUACCCGGCGGCGGGAGGCGCGCCCAGUGGAGACACCAUCUACGUCACGCCAACUCAGCUCGCCAGGUUACGCGACAUAGUAGCAGAACUGCAGUCGGACGACGUGAAGUUGGAACUACGGCCGCUUGACCACACAGUAUGCGCCGCGUAGAUGUCCCAACACUUUGAGAACCAAUGUCUUCUAACACACUAUGUGUCAAACAAAAGACACCUUAAUAUACAGCCUAAUUAAAGUUGCGAUUCCCUUAAAUAAGCUCGAACAAAGUAAACAGUUUGGGAAACUAUUGCCCGUUUUCACCAUCAAUCCCUAAUUUUUAAGUGAGCCCUAUAGUACCACAUAACAGGAAUUUUGUUUUUAGGGGUCACUUAAAAAUUAGGGAUUGAAGUUGAAAACGGGCAUUAGUCAGUUAAAAUGUAUCAAUACUUUGGGAAUCUUUGUCUCCUAACACACUAUGUGCAAUAAAUGAGAUCUUUAACAGACUACUAUUGCCAGUUUUCACCAUCAAUCCCUAAUUUUUAAGUGACCCCUAUGGUAACAUAUAACAGGAAUUUUGUUUUUUUAGGGGUCACUUAAAAAUUAGGUAUUGAUGUUGAAAACGGGCAUAUGUCUCUUAAAAUAUUUCAAUAUUUUGAGAAGCAAUAUCUCUUAACUAACAAAAACAUGUAAAAUAAAAGACAUCAUAAUUUACAGCCUAAUAAAGUUUGAAGUCCCACAAUAAUUCACGUUUUCAUUGUCGUAUAUUUGUAAAAAA
This is a messenger RNA of Ostrinia nubilalis (European corn borer), 6928 nucleotides long. RefSeq names its product dynactin subunit 1 (gene DCTN1-p150). Gene Ontology annotation, cellular component: nucleus; kinetochore; spindle pole. Lineage: Eukaryota; Metazoa; Arthropoda; Insecta; Lepidoptera; Crambidae. Gene Ontology annotation, biological process: nuclear migration; establishment of mitotic spindle orientation; cytoplasmic microtubule organization. Bases 175 to 6327 code for a protein of 2050 amino acids. Gene Ontology annotation, molecular function: microtubule plus-end binding. The transcript has 40 exons. The record is from RefSeq and is a predicted model, not a curated record.